This is a messenger RNA of Physcomitrium patens, 2127 nucleotides long. Its product is annotated as pyruvate kinase 2, cytosolic. NCBI's taxonomy places the organism in Eukaryota, Viridiplantae, Streptophyta, Bryopsida, Funariales, Funariaceae. The record is from RefSeq and is a predicted model, not a curated record. Gene Ontology annotation, biological process: glycolytic process. Gene Ontology annotation, molecular function: potassium ion binding; magnesium ion binding; pyruvate kinase activity.
UGGAGUCAAAAGCGCCGCUUUAGGGGUGAUGGACCAACCCGGAGCGUGCUGGCCCCAGUGACCCCUCGCCAAACCCACCUCGCACACAUUGCGUCUCCGCACCUCUCAUCAACACACCCCUUCAAACUCACGUUUUGCAGCAGUACUUGAUAGUUUUGUUCAGUUUUCUAGGUGCUAGUUGUGCAGUUGUGAAUUAGGGUUGUGGGUGCGGGAGAGACAGCGUUGAGCAGGCUUGGAAGCGAAGGUUGAUAGCCAUGCAGGCCACGCAGUUGUUGCUGGAGGAGCCAAUCAGGCUGGCCUCCAUUCUGGAACCGUCGUCGCCCACGGCGUUCUCUGCAUUGACGAAGAUUAUCGGCACGCUAGGUCCGCAGUCGCGCGAUGUGGAGACUAUUGAGGCUCUGCUGAAGGCUGGGAUGACUGUAGCCCGGUUCGAUUUCUCCUGGGGGGAUGAUGCGUACCACCAGGAGACGCUGGAGAAUCUGAAGAAGGCUGUGAAGAACACGCGCCGGCUGUGUGCCGUGAUGCUCGACACCGUUGGGCCGGAGCUUUGCGUGUUGAACAGUGAUGAGGGUGUGAUUGAACUUGUGGAGGGGGCUAGUGUGUUGCUGGCGGCAGAUAGGACUGUGAAGGCCUCCGCGACCGUUUUGCCAUUGAAUUACGAUGGGCUGGCGUCCGCGGUCAAGAAGGGGGACACCAUCUUCGUGGGGCAGUAUUUGUUCACGGGGAGCGAGACGACGUCCGUGUGGUUGGAGGUCGUGGAAACCAAGGGUAAGGAUGUGGUGUGUACUGUGAAGAACACGGCCACUCUGGCUGGAAACAUGUUCACAGCUCAUGUGUCGCAGGUACGCAUCGACUUGCCCACUCUCAGCGAGGCCGAUUUGAAGACCAUGGCCACUUGGGGCGUGAAGAACCAGAUUGAUUUCGUGUCGUUGUCGUACACCCGGCACGCUGACGACGUGCGCGCUUGCCGCGAGCACUUGAGCAAGCUUGGGGAUCUCCGCCAGACGCAGAUCUUCGCGAAGAUUGAGAAUUACGAAGGUUUGGCGCAUUUCGACGACAUCCUGAAGGAAGCCGAUGGUAUCAUUUUGUCCCGCGGCAACUUGGGGAUUGAUCUACCGCCUGAAAAGGUGUUUUUGUUCCAGAAGGUGGCGCUGCAGAAGUGCAAUGCUGCAGGCAAAGCAUCCAUUGUGACGCGUGUGGUGGAUUCCAUGGUGGACAGUCCCCGCCCUACUCGAGCUGAAGCUACGGAUGUGGCCAAUGCCGUGCUGGACGGGACUGACGGCAUCAUGCUGGGGGCGGAGACUUUGAGAGGGCUGUACCCCGAGGAGAGCAUUUCCACCGUCCACAAGAUUUGUGCGGAGGCGGAAAAGGUAUUCAACCAGGCAGUGUACUUCAAGAGAACCAUCAAAGGCGUGAAGGAGCCCAUGCAGCAUCUGGAAUCGAUUGCGUCGUCUGCUGUGCGAGCUGCGACGAAAGUUAGGGCUUCUGUGAUCGUGGUGUUCACCUCCUCAGGACGUUGUGCACGUCUGAUUGCCAAAUACCGUCCCACGAUGCCCGUGCUGUGCGUUGUGAUUCCCAGACUCACCACCAACCAUUUGAAGUGGAGCUUUACAGGCGCGUUCCAGGCUCGACAAUGCCUGGCGGUUCGAGGCUUGUUCCCAAUGUUGGCCGACCCCCGCCACUCAUCCGAUUCCGCCAGCACAACGAAUGAGUCCAUUUUGAAGGUAGCGCUGGACCACGGCAAGGCUGCAGGCAUUGUCAAGGCCCAUGAUAGAAUUGUUGUAUGCCAGAAAGUUGGAGACUCGUCAGUGGUGAAAAUCAUUGAGCUAGAUUGAGUAGCUCUGUAAUGUCGCAUGGGAUGCCUAUUUUGUAAACUUUCCAAUAUUUUUUGACGGAAAUUAUUAGGAUAAGUUGCAGUGUCGAUCCAUAUGCUUCUUUUGCACCUAAUUCGUGUUGAAAUGUACCCAUGCAUUCCUCGAGAAUGCAGACUUGAUGGUGAGUGAUAAGUGAACCUCGAGAUAUUUGGGGAAGCCGGACCAGUGCACUGCAUGCGGGUCCAUUUUCAGUUGUGCCAGGCGAUGAUCUGGUUGCAAGUAAGAACACUUAUUUAAAGAUUCGAGGGCCUCA